AGAAAUCAGCUUAAGCAUUUUGUGCAUGUCUAAUAUAUAAAGUCUUUUAUCAACACAAGACGCGGUAUAUGGAAUUUCAUAUCGUACGGUUUUCACAGUCGUAUUCAGUGUGUUCAAUUUUGCAAUGGAAUAGAGUACUCAAUGUGAGCGGGAAUUAGAACGUUCAAAUUGUUGAGUAAUAUUAUAUGUAUACAUAAACCAAGAUGUGCGGUGUUCCUAAACGUACUGUAAUUUUUUAUAUAGUAAUCGCGCUGCUCUUUUUUCAUCAAGCACAACCAUUCAGAAAAACAACAAACUCAAAAAUCAUAAAUAGAAGAGAUAUCGAUACAGAUUGCGAUAUUGGAGGUUGUGAGUGCAUUGGAACUGCUGUGGUGUGUCAGCUAAAGGAUUGUAGUGUAACUGGUCUACAAUUUAUGGGCGUACGCAGCAUAGAAAAUGCAACACUUGUAAAUAACUGCACAUUAAAAGCACGCACAAAAUACUACAACCAGUUCGCGCCACGCUUAAGAGUAGCAGUGAUUAAAAGCUAUAUUAAAACCGCCGAAUUUACAAUGGAAAAUUGUCUGCAAACGCCAGCGGCGCUGCGGCAGAAGGAACUAAACUAUAACGGUACAAUAGAGUACGACAAACUUAGCGAUGCCGAAGCAGGAGAAGAUGUUUAUUUUCAAAAUUCGCACAACUUAUGGGAACUAAAGCAUAUAAGCGAAGAUGCUAGAAGUGGUGAACUAACCGCGCAGCUAAUACUCGAUUUGGAUCAACUUAAGGAACUAGACCUAACAGCUAACUGCACAGGUGGUGUCAAUAUAAUUCCCGACGAUUUAUUACAUACAUUAAACACGCUAGAGACGCUGCGCUUUCACAUUAACGGCGCAACGCCAACGCCACAAUUGACGGCGUCGCAUUUCCGCGAUUUAAGCAAACUCAAAAUAUUACGCCUGGAUAAUAAUAGCUUGCGCAGGCUUGACGCGUAUAUUUUUCGACCAGUAUUCAGGUUGGAGCAUUUAAAUUUAUCGCUGAAUGCGCUGGAGACGCUGCCCGCUGAUUUGUUAAUGGCGCAAUAUAAACUAAAGAUGUUGGAUUUGAGUUACAAUAAAUUAAAAUCACUUCCGCGCCACUUAUUUAAGAACGCAGCGGGUUUAGAGGUAUUGCUGUUAGCGCACAACGAACUCAGCAUACCCAAUAAUGUUAUAGAACAUGCGCUGACUUUAUACAAUAUGCGUGAAUUCGAUUUGAGCUACAAUCACUUGCGCACGCUACGCGGCACGGGUUUGUAUGCAAAUAAAACGAUUUUAACGCGUCCGAUACACACACGUUUUAGCUUCUAUUCCGCUUUAAACUUACAUGUUAAUUUAAGUCACAAUAACAUCAGCGUACUCAGUUUCGACUGGUUAGAAUACAUUACAGAUUGCUACUACACUUACGAUUUGUCAAAUAACAACAUCACGCAUGUAACGUUUUUAAGACAUCCCGGAGUAAAUAUGGUGCGCUGUCUGCGGAAAUGGUUGCUUGCCAAUAAUCCGUUACAUUGUGACUGUCAGUUGGCUUGGUUAAUAAAUAACGGUUAUCAAUUUCAUACUCAUGAUUGGCGCUGCACAUUUCCGAAACAUUUGUCAAUGCGCGCGCUAAAUGCCGUUAAUAGCAGCGCUCUCUGUAAUUGGUCACCUUCUUGGUGUCCACACAAGUGCACCUGUAGUUAUGAUACUGACGCGCUUUUAGUUAAUUGUACUGAAGCGCAGCUUUUGGAGGUACCAAGCAUACCGCGCCCGGAACAAGUUGGCCUCAGUACUACAACGUUAAACAUUAACAAUAAUAAAUUGUACGAACUGCCGUUGCAUACAAGUUUUGGCUACGCGCAAGUAACGCACUUGUAUGCCGCUUUUAAUAAGCUGACCAGCAUAAAUACAACGCGCUUGCCGCCUAACUUAACAGUAUUGGAUGUGCGCGCUAAUAAACUAGAGCGCUUGAGCAACAAUUUUUUACUUAGCUAUGUAGCAGCAAGUAAAACUUUAGAAGAACUGUAUAUCUCAGCCAAUCCUUGGAUUUGCGAUUGCGGCGCUGAGCUGCUAUUGCGCGUCGUGCGCACCCAACGACAGCGCAUACCUGACGCAGACGCAGCGCUUUGCGCCAAUCUACCAAAUGUUACACUUACCAACGUCAUUUUUACAAAUAUUUGCCACGUCAAUAAGUCGCAUAGCAAAAUAUUUCUGUUAGCGUUUUUGCUUACGCUUGUUAUCACUACGCUAGUUGGCGCCAUUGCAUUUUACUACAAAUACAAACUACAAAUAAAGAUUUGGUUAUAUGCGCAUCACAUAUUUCAGUGUUGUAUUACAGUAGAGUCACUGGAUAGUGAUAAAAUGUUUGAUGCUUUUAUAUCAUACUCGCAUCAGCAACAACACUAUGUUAAUCAUAUAUUGCUGCCGGAGCUUGAGCAGGGCGAUCCACCAUUUCGAAUUUGUACACACGAACGCAACUGGUUAGCGGGCGCUUAUAUACCCGAGCAGAUUAUUGAAUCUGUUGAGCAGUCACGUCGUACGAUCAUUGUUCUGUCAGAUGAUUUCAUCGCGUCGGAUUGGGCGCGCAUGGAGUUUCGCAUGGCGCAUCAGAGCGCUUUAACUGAGCGACGCGCGCGCAUAAUUAUCAUAAAAUAUGGUGAGCUUACGAAUGUAACACAUUUGGAUAAGGAACUGCAGGCCUAUUUGAAAAUGAACACAUAUCUGGAUUUUAACGAUACGCGCUUUUGGCAAAAGCUGCGCUAUGCGUUGCCGCAUAGAACCGUUGUAGCUAGUAAAUUGGAUCAGCCUGAAGGACAGAGGCCUAUUAACUUUAUUGGGCAAGAUAAGUUACUUAUUCGGACAUAAUAUAAUAAAAAAGUAGUUAAGAAAAAUUUAAGCAUUAAAGUAGAUUUGAUAGAUAUAUUAAUAAAAAAGUGCGAAUA
Messenger RNA from Bactrocera oleae (olive fruit fly), 2935 nucleotides. RefSeq names its product protein toll. Gene Ontology annotation, cellular component: plasma membrane. Gene Ontology annotation, biological process: immune response; toll-like receptor signaling pathway; inflammatory response. Gene Ontology annotation, molecular function: transmembrane signaling receptor activity; protein binding. NCBI's taxonomy places the organism in Eukaryota, Metazoa, Arthropoda, Insecta, Diptera, Tephritidae. The record is from RefSeq and is a predicted model, not a curated record.